Messenger RNA from Tinamus guttatus (white-throated tinamou), 2925 nucleotides. The record is from RefSeq and is a predicted model, not a curated record. NCBI's taxonomy places the organism in Eukaryota, Metazoa, Chordata, Aves, Tinamiformes, Tinamidae.
UCGAUGCAAAUGAUCUUUAUCAGGGACAGAAUUUCAGCAAGGUUCUCAACUCUCUAGUUGCUUUAAAUAAGGUGACUGCAGACAUAGGACUGGGAAGUGACUCUGUAUGUGCACGGCCCUCAUCUCAUCGGAUAAAGUCUUUUGAUUCCCUUGGAUCCCAGUCUUUGCACAGUAGAACUUCAAAACUCUUUCAGGGACAAUAUCGGAGUUUGGACAUGACAGAUAACAGCAACCAUCAGUUGGUGGUGAGAGCAAAAUUUAAUUUUCAACAGACAAAUGAAGAUGAGCUUUCUUUUUCAAAAGGAGAUAUUAUUCAUGUUACAAGAGUGGAAGAAGGAGGCUGGUGGGAAGGAACUCUAAAUGGCAAAACAGGGUGGUUUCCAAGUAACUACGUACGAGAAAUAAAAUCAAAUGAAAAACCGGUCUCCCCCAAAUCAGGUACUUUGAAGAGUCCUCCUAAAGGCUUUGAUACAUCUGCAAUUAGCAAAAGCUAUUACAAUGUGGUGCUACAAAAUAUUUUAGAAACAGAAAAUGAAUAUGCUAAGGAGCUACAGACAAUACUUUCAAACUACCUGCGACCAUUACAAGCCAGUGAAAAGUUAAACUCGACAAAUACUUCAUACUUAAUGGGAAACCUGGAGGAAAUAAGUUCUUUCCAGCAAAUGCUUGUACAGUCUUUAGAAGAAUGCACCAAGUUGCCUGAAGCUCAGCAGAGGGUUGGAGGCUGUUUUCUAAAUUUGAUGCCACAAAUGAAAAGCUUAUACCUUGCAUACUGUGCCAACCAUCCAUCAGCAGUAAAUGUUCUCACAGAACACAGUGAGGAACUAGGAGAAUUCAUGGAGAUGAAAGGUGCCAACAGCCCGGGGAUCCUUGUAUUGACCACAGGCCUCAGCAAACCUUUCAUGCGUCUGGAUAAAUACCCCACGUUACUCAAAGAACUUGAAAGGCACAUGGAGGAUUAUCAUCCGGAUCGGACAGAAAUACAAAAAUCCAUGACUGCCUUCAAAAAUCUUUCUGCACAAUGUCAAGAAGUGCGGAAACGGAAAGAGCUCGAACUGCAAAUACUGACAGAAGCUAUCCGCUGUUGGGAGGGAGAGGAUAUUAAAACCCUCGGCAACGUAAUUUAUAUGUCCCAAGUCAUGAUUCAAUGUGCUGGAAGUGAGGAAAAGAACGAAAGAUACCUUCUUCUCUUUCCUAACAUUUUGCUGAUGUUGUCUGCCAGCCCGAGAAUGAGUGGGUUCAUAUAUCAGGGAAAGCUGCCAAUGACAGGAAUGACUAUCACAAAGUUAGAAGACAGUGAGAAUCAUAAAAAUGCAUUUGAAAUUUCAGGAAAUAUGAUUGAAAGGAUACUAGUGUCUUGUAACAACCAGCAGGAUUUGCAUGAAUGGGUGGACCACCUGCAGAAGCAAACCAAAGUCACAACUGUUGGGAAUCCCACCAUUAAACCUCACUCUGUGCCAUCUCACACGCUUCCCUCCCAUCCGGUAACACCCUCCAGCAAGCAUUCGGACAGCAAGCCAAUUCCCCUGACUCCUGCUUACCACACUCUCCCGCAUCCGUCCCAUCACGGGACUCCACAUACCACGAUAAACUGGGGACCUCUGGAGCCUCCUAAAACGCCCAAGCCUUGGAGCCUGAGCUGUUUGCGGCCUGCGCCUCCCUUGCGGCCCUCAGCAGCUCUUUGUUAUAAAGAGGAUCUCAGUAAAAGCCCUAAAACCAUGAAAAAGCUGCUUCCCAAACGCAAGCCGGAGCGGAAGCCAUCAGAUGAAGAGUUUGCACUGAGAAAAAGUACAGCUGCUUUAGAAGAAGACGCACAAAUUCUUAAAGUCAUUGAAGCCUAUUGCACAAGUGCCAAAACACGUCAAACACUAAAUUCAACAUGGCAAGGCACUGACCUGAUGCAUAAUCACGUCUUGGCUGAUGAUGACCAAUCAAGUCUAGACUCCUUGGGUCGUCGCAGUAGCCUUUCUCGUUUGGAGCCUUCAGACCUCUCAGAAGACUCUGACUAUGACAGUAUAUGGACAGCCCAUAGUUACAGAAUGGGGUCUACAUCUCGUUCCCGUAAAGAAUCAGCUCCGCAAGUCCUGCUUCCAGAAGAAGAGAAAAUUAUUGUAGAAGAAACUAAAAGUAAUGGUCAGACUGUUAUAGAAGAGAAAAGUCUUGUUGACACAGUAUAUGCAUUAAAGGAUGAAGUACAGGAAUUAAGACAGGAUAACAAAAAGAUGAAAAAAUCACUGGAAGAAGAACAAAGAGCUCGCAAGGACUUGGAGAAGCUUGUUAGAAAAGUUCUAAAGAACAUGAAUGACCCAUCUUGGGAUGAAACCAACUUAUAACUAUUUUUUUUUCUUUCUAUUGAAAGACCAGUUACAAAACUGAGAAAACUGAGCGGGGAAGCCUUCUGACAUUAGUCAGUGUUGCAUCAAGAGCACUACAAAACAGGAUUUAACUGGAUCUAGUGUUUUUUGUUUUGUUUUGUUUUUUUUCUUGCUCUGAACAUAUAGAAACAGUCAAGCCAUUCACUGAAGCAAUCUGUACUUAAGUGUGGAGACCAUGGAUCCUGAACUCUACUAAACUUAAUUUGUUUGCAUCUAAAUUACCUCAUUUUGCAGAAAGUGCAGCACCUGACUAAAAAAGUCCAUGUUUUUCAGUGGCUUUUUAAUUAAAUAUAUAUUUUUUUCUUGUAAAUAUCUGUAAUUUUGAAUGCGUAUGUGAUUGAUGUAUCAGGGCAAUACUUUUUUUUCCCCCCUCCUGUUAUUAUAAUGGUUGCAAGUAUUAGAAAUGAUGGCAGUAGUCUCUCAGAGUUCUUUGGAAGGUCAGAGUUCUUUGUCGAUAAUUAUGAAUUUGUUCCAAAUUACCCAUUUGUCACGCAAGCAAAUUUAAGAUGUUUUUCCUGUUGACCACUGUAUUUAAAUUUGCUUAUUUAUG